Molecule: messenger RNA, 2163 nt
Organism: Penicillium paradoxum
Lineage: Eukaryota; Fungi; Ascomycota; Eurotiomycetes; Eurotiales; Aspergillaceae
Product: putative forkhead transcription factor Fkh1/2
Exons: 3
Coding region: 1-2163 (720 amino acids)
Biological process (GO): regulation of transcription by RNA polymerase II
Molecular function (GO): RNA polymerase II cis-regulatory region sequence-specific DNA binding; DNA-binding transcription factor activity, RNA polymerase II-specific; protein binding
Source: RefSeq, a predicted model, not a curated record
AUGCCGCUCACAAAUCGCCGCCGCGCGCGGCGCAAGGAACUUCAACUGCAGGAAACGUCCGAUGCAGAGGCACCGGACUCAUCACCUAGCCGGCCGUCCGCAAAGAAGCGCAAGGUUGACCGGCGCCCCUCCCCUUCGCGAAACGUCAAACCAGAGUCCGGCGACGAGGCCGAGGACUCAACGGGUGAUCACGAACCCGCUUCCAACCAAGACCUAGUCGACCUAGUUAUUUCCUACUUGAACACACCACGGGACGAACUGCGCGUCUCGCGCGACCACUCCAACGUCAAGACCGAGAAUACGCAAAGCAUUCAGGCCUAUGCUAAAAUCGCCGGCCGCAAUUGGACCUAUUACGUCAAAACGCUGCAUGUCAACAUCGGCCGUGAACCGGACCGCGAACAACGGGCCGUCGAACAGUCCAGCCCCGUUACAAUCGCCGCUCGUGCGCUCCCACAGGUUCAUGUCGACUUGGGCCCCAGCAAAUUCGUGUCGAGAUUACAUGCCGAGAUCUUCUAUGAUGGCGAGGAGACGCCCGCCUGGCACAUCCGCGUCAACGGCCGGAACGGCGUACGACUGAACAAUGCUAUUGUCAAGCGCGGCACCGAUGCGAUUCUCUCAUGUGGCGAUAUUAUCGAGGUGGCCAAUGCACAGAUGAUGUUUGUUACGCCUGGCGAUGAAGCUAAUAUCCAACCCUGCUUUAUCGAGCGCGCCCAGCGAAUUGCUAGUGGUCAAGAAGUCGAUCCGUCAGCUCCCUGGGAUGCUUCGCACCACUCUCAUCCCCAGCCAUCUCAGAACAGCGAGGUUGUGCCACCAUCUUCAUCUGGUGGGCCUUCGUUGGCACCCGCUCCGCAAUUCCUCAAGCGCCAGGUGACGCCGCCGCCGCGGUCGCCUGAUACUGCUGGUCAGCGCACGGCGAAGCAGUCCCCGCUUUACAACCGUGGCAUGAUGAUGGAAAGCACCGAAGAGAUCGAUUACAGCAAGGAUUCUGCAAAGGAUUUGAAGCCGCCGUACAGCUAUGCGACACUGAUUGCGCAGGCUAUUUUCUCAAGCGAGGAGGAGAAGCUCACAUUGAACAGCAUCUACAAUUGGAUCAUGGAUAAAUAUGCUUUCUAUCGACAUUCCCAAAGCGGCUGGCAAAAUUCGAUCCGCCACAAUCUCUCGCUGAACAAGGCGUUCCAAAAGGUUCCCCGCCGGACAGACGAACCGGGCAAAGGUAUGAAGUGGCAGAUUGCGAUUGAAUAUCGGGAGGAAUACCGAAAGAAGCAAACCCGAAAGGGCGGCCCACAAUCAUCUGCACCAUCCUCUCCAGCGACAAGGGAGCCCCCAUCUUCAGCGCGCACAAGCCGCGUUACCAAACCCGACACCUCGUUCUCAGCAACGGCCAGAAAGUCCCCACCCGUUUCGUCACCCGGCUUCAGUUCCUUUCCAGUGGCACCCGUAGAAGCAUACACACCCGAGCGUGGCUCCCGGCUUGGUCGAGGACUUGGAUCCGACCACCCACUGCGACACAUGAACCCACGCGACUAUGAUGAACCGUCCCCACUCCCAGCGCGCUCGCACCAUCAUAGCUCCAGCAUUUCAACACACGCACAACACGGCAGUAACCACCUGCCUCGCGCGUACGGGAUGUCUGAUAAUAUCACCGGAUCCCCGCCAGUCCUUUCCUCGUCUUACUACAACGAAGAACCCUCUUCAAUGAUUACCCCCGCCCCACAACGCCAACAACCCCGUCUUCCACCCCCAAGCACAGCGCAGAUUCCAUCGAAGUUUAUGCCAAUGAGCUCACCCGCGCAGUUUUGGAAGUUCGCUGAUAUUGGGAGCACUCCCGCACGCCCACCGCCAGACAUGAGUCCCUUGAAGCGCGAGAGUGAGGUCGAGGACCGCAUUAUCGGCUGUUUUCCGAGUAGCUCUCCCCCGCCCCCAAACCUCGUCAGUCCCAGUAAACCGGGCACGUCGAAUGGGCUAGGCUCGAGCCGGACUCUACCCCCACUUCAGUCGGAUUCAGGUGAUCUGGGGGUCAAUGGCCAUCCCGCCCUGAGAAAAGUAGAGCAGGAAGAGGACGACGAAGACAAUGGAUCUGGUUUUGAUCUUGCUAGGGGCUUCGAACCUAUUGGCUCUUACCAUCGGCAACUGAGCAACGCUGCCCGCGCGACUGCUACUUGA